CCAUUCAUUUAUGUGGCCAAAAUUGUUGAUAGAGUCCAUAACUGUGAGCCGUACAUCUUUCGUCUCCAUCUCGUGUCUUUCUCCAUUAUCCGAUUGUGUUUCAAUUUUUUUGCGUUGGCUUUUCGCACUGUUCAUUUAUCGUUAUUUUGUAACAUUUUGAUUUGGGAAAAAAAAAUAAUUAUCAAUUUGACCAAAUAACGAUUGAAUAUCAAAAUUUUUUGAUUAAACAAUCCUAAUUAAUUGCACCCGGUAAUUGGUAUUUAUUAAACAUCUUAUAGUUUAUUUUCAUUCGAAAUUGUAUUGAUAAAAUUCUUUACAUAAAAAAUUAUGUUAGAACAAAGUCCGGGUAAUUUUGGAAACGCCCGUGUGCCAUAUGAUUGGUAUCAAACAACAUCGCAUGUAAUCAUAACGAUUAGGAUAGCCAAUCUUAAAGAGAAUGAUGUAAAAGUGACCAUUAUUAAUGAUGCACUUGAUGUCAUGUGUCAAUUAUUGGAUGGACGACAAUUUCGUAUGCAUUUUAAUCUUUAUAAAACAGUUGUCGUGCCGGAUAGUAAUUGGGCAGUGGAUACAUCGAAAUUGGUUAUCAAUCUAAAAAAAGCCGAUCGUAAACGAUGGCAUAGUUUGGAAAUAAUACCGGAUAAAAGUGGUAAUCGACCAAAAUCAUUUAUUGGCAUUGUAUCAUUACAUGAUGCAAAGAAAGAGCUUAAUAGUCUAUUGUCGGCUGCAGAAUUUGAAUCGAAAGAGAAUAGUACGAAUGCGAUAACUAUUACGCAGACACGUACGAAUAAUCCAAAUCAUCCAGAAGCAUCGAUGAUGGAACCAAUAUCAUUGGAUUAUAAUUGGUAUCAGGAUGAUAAAUAUAUCAACAUUGUUAUUCAUGUGCCGAACAUAAAAUUGAUGGAAAAUCGUUCGUUUUUAUUCUAUGAAGAUGAUAUCAAUAUUAUAUUGACAGAUAAUUCAUUAAAUUGGAUUUGUAAUCUACCUACAGCCGUUACUAAUGUCACAUUUAAAUUGUAUAAGGAAAUCAAUUCAAAUGAAUCACGUUAUGAAAUAAGUCCGUGUAGGUCAAAGAUUGAGAUUAAACUACGAAAACUUGAAGAUGGUUAUUGGCCUUCAUUCGUUAUCCAACAGAAUGAUAAUGAGGAAAAUAAUGAAGAAAAUCGUGAAAAUGAUACCGAAGAAACAAAAGAUGCUGAGAAAGAAACAAAUGAAACACAAGAACAGCAACAACAAGAACAAGAAAAAUCUGCUAAAGAAAAUGAGCAAGAUGGCAAUGGUAAUGUCGCUAAGAUUGAUAAUGAAAAUGAUGAAGUAGAUGAUGUUGAUCCAAAACCGAUAAAAAUUGCACGAAUCGAUAUUGAAAGUACAUCGAAUUCCGAAUCAAUCGAAAAACAAUCAAAAGAAUUGAUAAAUCAAAAAAACAAUACUAAUGACAAUGAUAACAACAACACAGUAAAACCAGCGAUAAAAAUACUUGAAAUAACAACCAAUGUAAAAGAUGGACAAUUGACCGAAGCUUAAUUUUUUUUAUUGAAUAAAAAUAAAUGAUGAUGGGAAAAAACAA
Messenger RNA from Dermatophagoides pteronyssinus (European house dust mite), 1564 nucleotides. RefSeq lists its product as uncharacterized. The record is from RefSeq and is a predicted model, not a curated record. Lineage: Eukaryota; Metazoa; Arthropoda; Arachnida; Sarcoptiformes; Pyroglyphidae. Gene Ontology annotation, molecular function: protein-folding chaperone binding.